This is a messenger RNA of Manduca sexta (tobacco hornworm), 553 nucleotides long. Its product is annotated as protein lap4-like. The transcript has 3 exons. The record is from RefSeq and is a predicted model, not a curated record. Lineage: Eukaryota; Metazoa; Arthropoda; Insecta; Lepidoptera; Sphingidae. The coding region runs from base 161 to 538 and encodes 125 amino acids.
AUGCGUUUUUCUUUUCGUGUAGACACCAUUCGUACGACAAAACACGCCGCAUCCCAAGGACAUAGAGGCGAAGGCACACAAGCUGUUAGCAGGAAGAUCGCCAGAAACUUCGAACACGCAACCCGCAAAGUCUGAACCAACAAUCACGAAUGGACUGCCGAUGUCGCCCAUCGAACCGAUACCUGCACCCGUGGAGACUGUAGAACCUGAACCAGAAACGCCAGCACAUCACGAAUUAGCGAAAGAGGAGGACAGUGAUACGCAAACUGCCGCUGAUAGAGAUUCAUCUGACGGAGAAAACGAUGACAACGAUUCAGACGAGCUAGAGCGGGCGGGCGCGCGGCGCGUGGCGUGGCGCAGCGGCGUGGCGGAGCGCGGCGCCGCGCCGGCCGGCCGGCUGCACCGCCGCGACACGCCGCACCACCUCAAGAACAAGCGCGUCAACCAGAUCGACGCGGGGCGCGCGCGCGAUCUCAUUGCGCAGGUGCGCGACACCUAUACGACUACAUGCCGCCGACCGCGUUCAUACAUUCUAUAACAGCAAUCUUCAUUC